Messenger RNA from Alexandromys fortis (reed vole), 5404 nucleotides. RefSeq names its product glutamate-cysteine ligase modifier subunit (gene Gclm). The record is from RefSeq and is a predicted model, not a curated record. Gene Ontology annotation, molecular function: enzyme regulator activity; glutamate-cysteine ligase catalytic subunit binding. The transcript has 7 exons. NCBI's taxonomy places the organism in Eukaryota, Metazoa, Chordata, Mammalia, Rodentia, Cricetidae. Gene Ontology annotation, cellular component: glutamate-cysteine ligase complex. The coding region runs from base 169 to 993 and encodes 274 amino acids. Gene Ontology annotation, biological process: glutathione biosynthetic process.
CGAGCGCACACACCGGGCUGUGGCCGCGCGGAGUCGGCAGCCUCGCGCUCGCCUCUCGGGCCUGGGACACCGCGCCCUGCGUGGCCGCCGUCUUCCCAGCCCGCCCCCUCCGCGGCCCCGUCGCUCUCCGGUCUCCCCCCCACAACUCCCUUCAAGGCGGCAGCUGCCAUGGGCACCGACAGCCGCGCGGCCGGGGCGCUCCUGGCGCGGGCCAGCACUCUGCACCUGCAGACGGGGAACCUGCUCAACUGGGGCCGCCUGCGGAAAAAGUGCCCGUCCACGCACAGCGAGGAGCUUCGAGACUGUAUCCAAAAGACCUUGAAUGAGUGGAGUUCCCAAAUCAGCCCAGAUUUGAUCCGGGAGUUUCCAGAUGUCUUGGAAUGCACCGUGUCCCAUGCAGUUGAGAAGAUAAACCCUGAUGAGAGAGAAGAAAUGAAAGUGUCUGCAAAGCUGUUCAUUGUAGGAUCAAAUUCUUCAUCAUCAACUAGAAGUGCUGUUGACAUGGCGUGCUCAGUCCUUGGAGUUGCGCAGCUGGACUCUGUCAUCAUUGCUUCGCCUCCCAUUGAAGAUGGAGUGAACCUUUCCUUGGAGCAUCUGCAGCCUUACUGGGAGGAGCUAGAAAACUUAGUGCAGAGCAAGAAAAUUGUUGCUAUCGGCACCUCUGAUCUCGACAAAACACAGCUGGAGCAGCUGUACCAGUGGGCACAGGUAAAACCAAAUAGUAACCAAGUUAAUCUUGCCUCCUGCUGUGUGAUGCCACCAGAUUUGACGGCAUUUGCUAAACAGUUUGACAUACAGCUACUGACUCAUAAUGACCCAAAAGAACUGCUUUCUGAGGCGAGUUUCCAAGAAGCUCUUCAGGAAAGCAUCCCCGACAUCGAAGCCCAGGAGUGGGUGCCAUUGUGGCUGCUGAGAUACUCCGUCAUUGUGAAAAGCAGAGGAAUUAUCAAGUCAAAAGGCUACAUUUUGCAAGCCAAAAGAAGGGGUUCUUAACUACAACUCAAGCUCAAAACUUACUGACCUGUAUUUAUCUCAGACAUAAGAUAAAAAAUUUGUAAGAGAAAAUUGAGACGUGUAAAAAAAUCUAGCUCUUGCCUAUAACAGGUGUCAUUGAGGCAUUAUCUUCAGUUGUCUGGCAGUGUGUUGUCGAGGUUUGAAUACUUCUGCCUUUGCCUCAGCACUCACGGGAACCACUGUAUUGUUUUCAUUAAACUAUUGUUUUCUAACUGAAAUUGUCUAUAAAGAAAAGUACUUGCAAUAUAUUUCCUUUAUUUUUAUGAGUAAUAGAAAUCAAGAAAAUUUGUUUUUAGAUAUAUUUUGGCUUGGGCAUCAGGGUGAUAUAUAUACAUAUUUUUUAUUUCCAAGAUUCAUUAAUUGCUUCUUACUCUAUACUCUAUAACUAAGCAAUUAAAUUACAGUUGUUUAAACUAGAUACUGGAAGAUAUUUUUUCCUGUCAUUGGCAAAAUAAUCUAUCUCAGAGUAACUACAGCAGCUGCGAUCUACUAGUAAUGUAAAUAAAAUUCAUUCUUUGAUCCAUGAAUAGAAACUUAAUCUGUGUGUUCUUACUAACUGUGAUUUGACCAUGUGCUCUGUGUCAUGUUCUUUUCACCUGUUAUUUACAAAGGCAAGCCAAAGUGAAUCUGAGAAAGAGGCUUGAAGCUUUGGCACUAUUGUUGGGGAGUUUAGAAAAAGGACCACUGUCAUCUUCAGAUUCUUUGGGGCUCUUAGUGCAUUCUUGCUGUGUCACUGUGCAUUCAAGAACGUUCACUAGUUCCAUUGUACUUGACACUGUGGCCCUGGAGAGACGAUGAGAGUCAGCUAAGUAAAACGUGAUGUCGGUACCUAUUACUGACGAGGAGAGAAUAAAGCCAGCAAAGACUGAGGGGAGUCAGUCAUUCAGUUUAAUUUUAUACUAGUGUAAAAACUGAAAGUUUGCAAAGAAGACAUGCUGCUUACCUGUAGCACACCGAAGGGUCUUAGGCAGCAAAUCUGUGCUUGUUACCCAGUCUUGGUUUUUCUUUAAAAGAGAUCUUGUAUGUCAGUAUUCUUAAACAUAGGCCUUGUAAAACAUUUUGCUCAGAGAUUUUCAACUUAAAACUAUUGUCUAUGUUAAGUCAACACAGUAGACCUUUAUCCUAAGUAAGUCUUUAUGGUAACUGGAUGACUUUCUCAAUUAGAAUUAUGUGAAACCAACUGAGUUGCCUGCUAAAACUUACAUAGAAUUCAAACUAAAAGCCUAUAAUUACACUGAUUGUACAUAAUACUAAAUAUAUAGGUAACUUAAAUUUGGAAAUGUAUGUUGUAAGCGGAGGAUGCUCUUUUGUUCCCGGCUGUCCAGACCCAAAUAAUCACACAGAACUGUAUUAACUACAACACUGUUUGGUCAAUAGCUUAGGCAUAUUCCUAGAUAGCUCUUAUCUAUCUAGGAAUUAACCCAUUUCUAUUAAUAUGUGUAUUAUCACAAGGCUGUGGCCUAUCACUAAGGUUCUGGCAUCUGUCUCCUUCGGCAGCUACAUGGCGACUCCCUGAUUCUGCCUACUCUCUCUAUAUCUCUGUUCAUAUUUCCUGCCUGGCUUUAUUCUGCUAAGCCAUUGGCCCAAACAGCUUUAUUCAUCAACCAAUAAAAGCAACAUAUAUACAGAAGGACAUCCCACAACAUGUUGUAUUUUAAGUCUGUGCAGUGAGUUGGCCGAACUACUUUGAGGGGAACUUGGUAUCACCUUUAUUGUUCUUAAAACCUGGAUUUUUGAAGAGUUUCUUUGACAAUGUGAGAAACCUUUCUUUGCUGAUGUAUCCAGAUGUUAGCCAGAGCUUGUUUGUGGUCUUCUGUUCUACUCCCAACAGGAAAUAAACAUGAAUUAUGGGUUCACUUUGUGAAGGGAUCAUGUGCAGAAGAAAAUAUUUAUGGAUGAAAUUGUUACAUGAUUCCGUGGUUCUUUUGUACCAGGCUUUUUCUUUUGGUUCACCAGCCAGCUCCCAAAUCAUGACCUGGAGACUUACUAUUAGUUUUGAAUGCUCAGCCUAGCUUAGGCACAUUUUGGCUAGCUAUUUUAACUUAAAUUAACCUGUUUCUCUUUAUCUACCUUUUUGCCUCAUGGCUUAUUACCUUGCUUCUGUAUAUCUUAUUUUCUUUAUGUCUGACUGGCAUCUGCCUGACUUCUCUUGUUCUCUCCUCUUUUCAUUCUUCCUCUUGAGCCUCAAUUUCUCCUCCUGUUUAUUCUGUCUCCCUGCCAGCCCCACCUGUCCUUUCUCCUUCCUGGCUAUUGGUCGUUCACCUUUUUAUUAAACCAGUCAGGUGCCUUAUGCAGGCAAGGUGAAACAAAAGCAAUACAUCGUUAAAUAAUUAAACAAAUGCAGCAUAAUCAAAGGAACACACCUUUAUGCAGUUAAAGUAAUAUUCCACAGCAUAAACAUAUGUAACACAUCUUUGCCCAGUUAAAAUAUUCCACAACAUUCAUUUACUCCAAAUCCUUAAGUUAUUGGAUAACCUUUAAAAGUGAGUCUUCUGGGGGCUAAAGAGAUGGCUCAGUGGCUAAGAGCAUUUGCUGCUCUUGCAGAAGAUCCAGGUUCAGGUUCCAGCACCAACAAGGUGACUCACAAACAUCUGUAACUCCAAUUUCAGGAGAUCCAGUGUUCUCUUCUGACCUGGAGGCACCAGUCACACACAUGGUACACACAAAUCUCAAAAUACUCCCCAAAUAUCUGCUUAAAAUGAAAAGCUGUUAUCAGUAGUGUGUACAGAUAUAUUUGAAUACAGUGACCCAAGGUAGAGAGAUUUUGCAUAUAAUUUCUUAUAAAGUAAACACAAAGAUUUUUAGCUUAUUACAUUUCCAAAAUCAACAGGCGCCCUUUUCAGCAGCAGUCUUUUACGUGGGGUUUAUUCCACGAGAUUACCUUAAAUUUCCAUCCAGGAGACUCUAGACACCGAAGGACCAAGGUCUCUUAUAAGUUAGAUCAAUGUGCUAUAUAUUCUAAAGACCCUUUUCAGUUUUUUUUUUAAUAUUUAUUUAUUUAUUAUGUAUACAAUGUUCUGUCUGUGUGUAUGCCUGCAGGCCAGAAGAGGGCACCAGUCCUCAUUUCAGAUGGUUGUGAGCCACCAUGUGGUUGCUGGGGUUUGAACUCAGGACCUUUGGAAGAGCAGGCAAUGCUCUUAACCACUGAGCCAUCUCUCCAGCCCCCUUUUCAGUUUUUUUGAGACAGUGUCUUUGUAGUCCUGGUUGUCCUUGGGCUUGCUAAAUAGGCCAGGUUGGUCUCAAACUCAAAAGAGGUUUGCCUCCCUCUGCUUCUCCGAAGAGCUGGGACUAAAGAUGUGUGCCACCAUGCCUUGCUCCUGAAGACCAUAUAGAUGCUAGAAUACUGAUACAGUAUCCUUUUAAAGGGACCAGUGAUGGAACAUGAGUCACAAGUAGCUAAUAGAGUUUCAGUUCUGAAGAAUGGUCAUCUGGACAUGUGAGCUGUAUGCCUUGUUUUGGUUGUGUCAAUGAUGGGACCACCUUGGACCUAAAGCAUUGAACUAUUUGAAUUUAAACUAUGAUUUGGAAAUAAAUUAUUUAAAAAUAUAUAAAUGUGCCGGGCAGUGGUGGCACACGAUUAAAGGCGCACGCCUUUAAUCCCAGCACUCGGGAGGCAGAGGCAGGCGGAUCUCUGUGAGUUUGAGACCAGCCUGGUCUACAAGAGCUAGUGCCAGGACAGGCUCCAAAGCUACAGAGAAACCCUGUCUCGAAAAAACUAAAAAAUAAAAUAAAAUAAAAUAAAAAUUAAAUUAAAAUAAAAUAAAAAAUAUAUAAAUGUAAGAUGAAAGCCUAAGUUAUUCUGUAUUGCACAAGCAGUUCAGGUUUUCUGUGAAAACUAUAAAGCUAUUUUGUCUAUUUUGCAUGAAUAGAUCUUACUUUCCUAUACCAGGACCAAGCAGUAACCAAAAUUAGGAUCUUGCUUUUGAGGGACAAAAGUUGUAAGGCUCAUCUUAAUUAUGUCUAUCUAAGUGUUUCCUCCUAGGUCAUCCAGCAAGAACUCUGAUCUCUGAGAUGUAAGCACCCAGCCACUGGUGUAUGUGGGCAGCUGGCAGCUCAUCCUUCUGCCAGAUGUGUGGAGAGAGAAUGGUGAAGUUUUUCAAAGAAUUUAAAUCACUUGUGCAGUAUGUGUUCUUAUACUCAAGCACACCAGCUUUUGAUUCUAAACCUAUUUUUCCAAGCCUAAUGUCCAGUGUUCCAAAAUUAGUUACCUCUCUUUUCAUCAUAAAAUUGAUGAAGGGAUAUGUCAGAGUUUGACUUUUUAAAAAAUAUGUAACAAUAUUUUUAUAGUGUUUGGAUUGAAGGAAACGGAAAAUGGAAAUAACUAGUAUGCACCUAUAGUGUACUAAAGCAAAUAUAAGACAUUGUUAAAGAUAAUUUUUAUUUUGCUUAA